AUGAUUCGUGCAUUUCAACGCCAACUCGCAAUUCAUCCGUUCAGAACUCAGGUCGUCGUUUCUGGUAGGUCUUUUUUUAUUUUUCCUCUACGAUUUGAUGGAUGAAUCCGAAAGUAGUAUUUGAAUUGAAUCGGAAUGGUUUGAUUAGAUGAAUCGCUAUAAAAAUUCAAAGAUUUGUUUGAAAAAACCUUCAGUAUAUAGAUUCAAAAGCGCUAAUGUUGGGUGGAGAUUGACUUUUAUUUCGUUGAUGGUACCGAUAUCGAUCUGAAUUUUUCCUGUCAAAUUUUUUUUACUUUCACAUCAAAAUUUCAGUAUCUUCUGCUGUUUUUUAAAGCGUAUAAGCUAAUUUCAGAAAACCCCACUGGUGAGCUGGAAUUUUCAGUGGUUUUCAGGCCACGCCAAACUUUAGUGCCAUAGGGCCCAUACAAAAUUUCAGCCAAUUUUUGAAACAGAUUUAAGCUUUCCUAAUGGAGUAGUAGUGAAAGUACAGCGACUUUUUGAAAUUCUGAGAAGCUGCUCCCUUUUUUUCGAUACAUUGAGAUUUUUUCGCUUUUUCAAGUUGCUCACCAGGGAACGUUUUUUACCCCCCGGUUGAACUUUUGCUGAAACUUUGCUGAAGUGUACUUUAGGACCCUUUGAUUGCAGAUCAAGAAGAAAAUUUCUCGCAAUAGAUCUUGUUUCCGAGUUAUGGAGCUUCAAAGUAUGCAUAAUACGCAAAUUAGGCCAAAAAAGCGCUAUUUCGGGUAUUUGAAGUGUCCUAACUCGAAAACGAGAUCUAUUGCGAGAAAUUUUCUUCCUGUUCUGGAAUCAGGGGGUCCUAAAGUACACUUCGGCAAAGUUUCAGCAAAAGUUCAACCGGGGGGUAAAAAACGUUCCCUGGUCAGUACACGUUUUAUUUCAGCUUCAAUUGGCGCUGCUGGCGAUGUACUGGCCCAAUAUAUCACUCAAGAACCGAAAUGGGACAAAUUGCGGACUGCCCGAUUUUUCUUUCUGACUGCCGGCUUCAUUGUCAGCUUUUUUUUACUAACUUUAGAUAUUUUCGUGAAAUCCAGUUUUUGAAUUUCUUUUUAGGUUCCCGCCCAGUUUGUGUGGCUCCGAUUCUUGGAACGAGUGAAGUUUGGUGGGCCUAAGUUCAAUCCGCUAAUACGCGUUUUUCUUGAUCAGGUUAUUUUUUUUUUCUCACAGAAAAUAAAAAAAUGAGAAUUUUCAGGUCGCUUUCAGUCCAGUUAUCGGUUCCCUAACCCUGAUAAAUUUGUGGCUUUUGGAAGGAUAUUCUCUGAAAGAAUCAAAGGAGAAAUGGGACCAGAUUUUUGGUACUAUCUAUAAAAAUAGCUUAUUCGUGAGUUUUUCUUUUUCUGUUUGAAGUUUACCUUUUUCUCAAGAGCGUUUCGUAAAAAUUAUGUUGUGGAAUUAAAUUCUAGUGGUCCCUAGGAAACGCUUGAAAUAAUUUACGGAACUAUUCAUUUCUAAAUUACGAUUUUUUUCAAAAAUAAUUUAGAAAGCGAGUUUGCAAACCUUUUUAAAGCUUGAAAUACCGCUAGAAACGAUUCUGCGAUGACAUAAUUUUUGAAUUCGCACCUUCAAUUGUUCCAGAAAUUAACUGAAUAUCUCUUUAAAAAAUCGGCUUAAGGUCUGGCCUUCCGUCCAAUUGAUCAACUUCUAUCUGGUGCCACUCAAUUACCGUAUCUUCUUGAUCCAGGUUUUCAUUUCGCAAAAUGGGCACCGAUUUAUGAAAUGAAUUUUAUUUCAGACCGUCGCAUUGCUUUGGAACGCGUACAUGUCAAUUUCGACUCAAAAAUCGCAAAACCCCAUCUCGAAGAUCCCCAAACCGCUGAUGUCAUCUAAUCAUUAA
Messenger RNA from Caenorhabditis auriculariae, 1852 nucleotides. NCBI's taxonomy places the organism in Eukaryota, Metazoa, Nematoda, Chromadorea, Rhabditida, Rhabditidae. The record is from the annotation of a GenBank genome assembly.